This is a messenger RNA of Alternaria rosae, 1911 nucleotides long. RefSeq lists its product as uncharacterized. Bases 1 to 1911 code for a protein of 636 amino acids. The transcript has 2 exons. The record is from RefSeq and is a predicted model, not a curated record. NCBI's taxonomy places the organism in Eukaryota, Fungi, Ascomycota, Dothideomycetes, Pleosporales, Pleosporaceae.
AUGGAUCCUGCUGAGCUGGAAGCCACCUACACCGACGAAGGACAUCUUAGCUAUGACUUUGGCGAGAACGAUAACGACGAUUACCCAGGCAGCGAGGAUAACCAAAGUGGUGAAGACGGAGACGCCAAUCGUGAAAGCGAUGACGCUGGUGAAGCUCUCGACAACGCUUCGGUAGAUGACAUGGAUAUCGAGCUUAGCGACGAUGUUGUCAGCGACAGCUCCCCCAUUGCAUCCAGUGAUGACGACCAAGAAGAUGAACAAGAAGCAGAAUCUGAGACUAUUAGCGUGGAAAACAACGACAGCGGCUCAGAUGAGGAGCGUAGUGAGGUAGUGGGUGACGACAUUGGCGCAGAUGACGAUGCCGAAUUGAUCGAUGAAGAAGUUGUCGACACAGCCAGCGACAAGAGCAGCUUAGACAGUGAAGCAAAUGAUACGAGCGAAGAAGGAGCUACAGUAAAUACCGCAGCAGAGUCUGUGGGAGAGAUUGGCAUAUUCGACAAGGACAGCACUACACAUCAAGAGCACGACAGCAUUUUGACGAGUACGCGAAGUGCUUCAAGGGGUUGGGUGCAAUUCCUGAAAGGACAGAGUGCUAUAAAUGUGCCCCCUGAGACUACCUACCAAGCAUAUCAGCCGACCAACAAUGAUCAAUCGAAGAAUACCUACCAAUCGUUCAACAACCAUCGGACAGCCGACAAGAACCGGAAGAAAAUUGUACGAUCUCUUCCUGAAGCACCGGCCCUGCUAGACACGUCGAGCCUCCAUAAAAGUCAUACAUCAGCUGGCGUGCAGAAUCCCACAGGCUCAAAGAAAUUAGCGUCCAAAAUGCUGAAAGAUACCGUUCUCAAAAGCACCACUCUCGGGACCACUGAGGCGAGCCCCAUGACAUGCAGAAAGCCUAAAGGCAAACAUUUCAAACUACCUAUUUACGCUAAACGUCAUCGAACAUCAGAAAAAACCAGGAAGUUUGAAUUCAGCAAUGAAACUGAUGGGGUUCACGAGCUCUACGUUCCGGAUGGAUCAGCUCAGCUGACCGAAGCCACCAGAAUGCCUGAGGCAGCGAGAAACUCUCCUGUGUUCCACGAGAUGGAGAGUAUGCCCGUAUUAACUGCCAGUCACAAAGCCAGCAAGGCAAAGCAGCAGCCUACGGUUCAUGAGCUGGAAGGAGCUCUCUGUCACGUUCCCAACAAUUCAAAGCAAAAUGUUACGAUUCAUGAAUUGGAGGGAGCCACCAGUCAGACCCUCAAAAUCACCAGGAAGCAUUCUACGAUACAUGAACUGGAUAGCGUUGCUGCGGUGUCUAAGAAGACUGGGCAACAAUCCACACCCUGCGAACUGGAAUAUAUUCCUGUGACACCCAACAACCGUAUUCCAACGAAGCCCAAGGAACGUACAGCGACCCAUGGAUUGUAUGGUGUGCACGAAGUAGCCUUUGGUCGCACUACCGACAAUGGCGAAAAACAACCUCACAUGUUUGGAAUGGAUGGCGCACCACUUACAAAUGACAUCCACAGCCCUGCCAGUCAUCACAAUAGCACAACCACGGGCAGCAAGUCCGGCGCUACGAUAUUGUCUGACCAACCCCCACUUUGCUCUCGUACCCAUUCCCCUUCCAUAACAGCCAGCGACACAGAAGAAACUUGGAUACCUACUAACUUCUCCAACCCCCCUACGGUUCUUCUCAAUGGCAUCUUCGCUGGAGUAAUGAUGCGGAGGAGAAACUCUACGAGGAGUAUAUUUGAUCACGACGCGCACGCAAUAAUCGGCUUCAGCCUAACGGAUGAGCGCGGCAAACGGUAUGAGGAGGUUGGGAUGCAGAAGUACAAGACGUCCAAGGAUGGCCUUACACUGUGGUGGAAGCCUUACUCGCCAUCGGCGGACUACUUUGAUAGCGAUGACGAAGUUGAGUGA